Jaculus jaculus (lesser Egyptian jerboa) is the source of this 2279-nucleotide messenger RNA. It is a transcript of the gene Etfdh, whose product is annotated as electron transfer flavoprotein dehydrogenase. The coding region runs from base 144 to 1997 and encodes 617 amino acids. The transcript has 13 exons. Gene Ontology annotation, molecular function: iron-sulfur cluster binding; electron-transferring-flavoprotein dehydrogenase activity. Lineage: Eukaryota; Metazoa; Chordata; Mammalia; Rodentia; Dipodidae. The record is from RefSeq and is a predicted model, not a curated record. Gene Ontology annotation, biological process: electron transport chain. Gene Ontology annotation, cellular component: mitochondrial inner membrane.
GUCGGUGGAACAGCCUGGAGCGGGGCGGUGGACGCUGGCAGCGGGUGAUGGUGCCCCCCGUGGCCUAGAAGUCCGGGUUCGCUGUCCGCUGCCCACAGGCCUGCUUCUCUCCGGCGUGACCGAGGGUCGGGGUCACUGUGAAUAUGCUGGCGACCCUCGCCAAGCUGCCCCGCCGGGCAUAUCAGUGCUCUCAUGCCUUAAAAAUUAAGACACAUUAUCUACCUCUGUGUGCUACAAGAUGGUCUUCAACUUCUACUGUGCCUCAGAUCACUACCCACUACACCAUCCAUCCCCGGGAUAAGGACAAGCGAUGGGAAGGAGUGAGUAUGGAGAGGUGCGCUGAAGAAGCCGACGUGGUCAUAGUCGGAGCCGGCCCCGCAGGGCUCUCUGCGGCUGUCCGCCUGAAGCAGCUGGCCGCUGAGCACGGGGCGGAGAUCCGCGUGUGUCUGCUGGAGAAGGGCGCUCAGAUAGGGGCGCACACCCUCUCAGGAGCUUGCCUUGACCCCACUGCCUUUACCGAGCUCUUCCCAGAUUGGAAGGAGAAAGGGGCUCCACUGAACACUCCUGUGACAGAAGACAGAUUUGCCAUUUUAACAGAGAAAUAUAGAAUCCCCGUGCCCAUUCUUCCAGGUCUUCCAAUGAACAACCAUGGCAACUACAUCGUGCGCCUGGGACACGUGGUGAGCUGGAUGGGAGAGCAGGCGGAGGCCCUUGGGGUUGAAGUGUACCCUGGCUAUGCUGCAGCUGAGGUCCUUUUCCAUGAAGACGGCAGUGUGAAGGGAGUCGCCACCAACGACGUGGGGAUACAGAAGGACGGCGCGCCCAAGACAACUUUCGAGAGGGGACUAGAGCUACAUGCCAAAGUCACAAUUUUUGCAGAAGGUUGCCAUGGACAUCUCGCCAAACAACUAUAUAAGAAGUUUGAUUUGAGGACGAACUGUGAUAACCAAACCUAUGGGAUAGGACUGAAGGAGUUAUGGAUUAUUGACGAGAAAAAGUGGAAACCUGGGAGAGUGGAUCACACCGUUGGCUGGCCCCUGGACAGACACACGUACGGAGGCUCUUUCCUCUAUCAUUUGAAUGAAGGUGAACCACUGGUAGCUAUUGGUUUUGUGGUUGGUCUGGACUAUCAGAAUCCAUACCUGAGUCCAUUUAGAGAGUUCCAGAGGUGGAAGCACCACCCCAGCAUCCGGCCUACCCUGGAAGGAGGGAAGCGGAUCGCGUACGGGGCCCGAGCACUCAAUGAAGGCGGCUUUCAGUCUAUACCAAAACUCACCUUUCCUGGUGGCUUACUAAUUGGUUGUAGCCCUGGUUUCAUGAAUGUGCCCAAGGUCAAAGGUACUCACACAGCAAUGAAAAGUGGAAGUUUGGCUGCAGAAUCCAUUUUUAAUCAGCUCACAAGUGAAAAUCUCCAGUCAAAGACUACAGGGCUCCACGUAACUGAGUAUGAGGAGAAUUUAAAGAAAUCUUGGAUAUGGAAAGAACUAUACAGUGUUCGAAACAUAAGGCCAGCCUGCCAUGGGAUACUGGGAGUGUACGGAGGGAUGAUUUACACUGGAAUAUUUUACUGGAUAUUCAGAGGAAUGGAACCAUGGACUCUAAAACAUAAAGGCUCUGACUACAGUAAGCUCAAGCCAGCCAAGGACUGCACACCUAUCGAGUAUCCCAAACCUGAUGGACAGAUCAGCUUUGACCUCUUAUCAUCUGUGGCUUUGAGUGGAACAAAUCACGAACAUGACCAGCCAGCACAUCUAACCUUAAAGGACGACAGUGUCCCUGUAAAUAGGAAUCUGUCCAUCUAUGAUGGGCCUGAACAGCGGUUCUGCCCUGCAGGAGUUUAUGAAUUUGUACCUUUGGAACAAGGUGAUGGAUUUCGGUUACAGAUAAAUGCUCAGAACUGUGUGCACUGUAAAACAUGUGACAUUAAAGACCCAAGCCAGAAUAUUAACUGGGUGGUGCCAGAAGGUGGAGGAGGACCUGCUUACAAUGGCAUGUGACACAACUGACCACCUGUCCUUGGGAAGAAUCACACGUGCCUGUGAAUGCCCAACUUUGAAGAUGUUGGAGAUAACUUCUAAACAAGUGUCCUUCAAAAAAUUUUAUACUGUAUCUAAGAUUGUCCCAUAAAAAUCAUGGAAUAUGGGCUGGACAGAGUGCUUAGCAGUUAAGCACUUGCCUGUGAAGCCUAAGGACCCUGGUUCAAGGCUCGAUUCCCCAGGACCCACGUUAGCCAGAUGCACAAGGGGGCAUAUUCGUCUGGAGUUCGUUUGCAGUGGCUG